AUGUCAGUCGAAUACAAAUAUCAUCCAAAGAAACAAGCCACUAUCGUGACGGCACCAUUUUCAGGUGGACAACCAAAAGGUGGUGUGGAGUUAGGACCAGAAUAUAUUUUAAAGGCGGGAUUUCAAGAACAGCUUCAGUCGUUAGGGUGGAAUGUUGAAUUAGAGAACCCACUAGAAAGCACGAACUACGAGAAGAGUAAAAGCGAUGAUAAGGACGAGUAUGGGAUUAAGAACACCAAGAUUGUAAGCGAGUGUUGUGAAAAAAUUCACAACUCAGUCAAGGGUAUUGCAAAUAACGGCAGAUUGCCUAUAACUGUUGGUGGAGAUCAUUCUAUUGGUACAGCUACUGUGAGUGCCAUGUUGGCACACAAUCCAGAUACAUGCAUAUUAUGGGUGGAUGCACAUGCUGAUAUAAACACGCCUAAGACAACAGAUCUGGGUAACUUGCAUGGCUGCCCAUUGUCGUUUGUCAUGGGAUUGGACAGUGAUUCAUAUCCUGAAGAAUUCAGCUGGGUGCCCCAGUUGUUGAAGGCUAAUAAGAUUGCGUACAUAGGCUUGAGAGAUGUGGAUGAUGGAGAAAAACGUAUAUUGAAAGAAAAUAAUAUAGCAGCAUUCUCUAUGUAUCAUAUCGACAAAUAUGGUAUUGGCCAAGUUGUUGAUAUGGCGUUGAACAAAAUCAAUCCAGAUAGAGACUGUCCUAUUCAUUUAUCAUAUGAUGUUGAUGCGAUUGAUCCAUCGUUUGUACCUGCAACUGGUACUAGAGUAGAAGGUGGUUUGACAUUAAGAGAAGGUUUAUUUGUGGCCGAGGCAGUUGCGGAAACUGGAUUAUUGUCUUCCUUGGAUAUUGUUGAAACAAAUCCUUUAUUGGGUGAAAACGAUAAUCAUGUAUUAGAUACUGUCAGUGCUGCUUGUGCAAUUGGAAGGUGUGCUUUAGGUCAAACUUUAUUAUAA
Messenger RNA from Debaryomyces hansenii CBS767, 951 nucleotides. It is a transcript of the gene CAR1, whose product is annotated as arginase. Bases 1 to 951 code for a protein of 316 amino acids. Gene Ontology annotation, molecular function: arginase activity; manganese ion binding. Gene Ontology annotation, cellular component: cytosol; nucleus; cytoplasm. The transcript is spliced from 2 exons. The record is from RefSeq and is a predicted model, not a curated record. NCBI's taxonomy places the organism in Eukaryota, Fungi, Ascomycota, Pichiomycetes, Serinales, Debaryomycetaceae.